UGCUCCGGCUGGCACGUGACUUGUUUCGUGGGCUCUGGGGUCCAGGAAGCCGUGAGGCCGGAGCUUAGGUCGGGUAGGGAUGGAGCGCUGAGCCGUUAACGUCUGCCAGGCUGUACACCUCUGUACCUGUUACUGCUGCCACUUCCUCGUUUGACACUUCCCUGGGAUUUGCUAAGCCAGAUGUGGCAAAUUUAUUUGGUGGCUACUGUUCAAAUGCAUUGAUUCAAUUCUUUUUCAAAGAGUCUCUAUUGAUUUUGGGAAGAAAUAUCUGGUAACCAACAUGACUGAGUUCUGGCUUAUAUCAGCUCCUGGGGAGAAAAACAUGUCAGCAAACAUGGGAGAAAUUGCAUGCGGCAACUACGAAGAACAACAAUCUUGCAGUUACUUCAAAGUUCAACAUUCCUGACUUAAAGGUUGGCACACUGGAUGUCUUGGUUGGUUUGUCGGAUGAACCUGGCUAAACUGGAUGCAUUUGUAGAAGGGGUGGUUAAGAAGUGGCUCAGUAUAUGGCUGAUGUACUGGAGGACAGUAAAGAAAAGUUCAGGAGAAUCUGUGGCCAACGGAGUUGACUUGGUUACUUAUAUAACAAGGUUUCAAUGGGACAUGGCUAAAUAUCCAAUCAAGCAGUCCCUGAAAAAUAUUUCUGAAAUAAUUGCCAAGGGAGUGACUCAGAUUGACAAUGACCUGAAAUCUCGAGCAUCCGCAUAUAACAACCUGAAAGGGAAUCUUCAGAAUUUGGAACGAAAGAAUGCAGGAAGUUUGCUAACUAGAAGUCUAGCAGAAAUUGUGAAGAAGGAUGACUUUGUUCUUGACUCAGAGUAUCUCGUCACAUUACUGGUUGUGGUUCCCAAGUUAAACCACAAUGACUGGAUUAAGCAGUAUGAAACACUAGCUGAAAUGGUGGUUCCAAGGUCUAGCAAUGUUCUCUCAGAGGACCAAGACAGUUACCUGUGUAAUGUCACCUUGUUUAGGAAGGCAGUUGAUGACUUCAGACACAAAGCCAGGGAAAACAAAUUCAUCGUUCGUGACUUCCAGUAUAAUGAAGAGGAGAUGAAAGCAGACAAAGAAGAAAUGAACAGGCUUUCUACCGACAAGAAAAAGCAAUUUGGACCACUUGUACGGUGGCUGAAAGUGAAUUUCAGUGAGGCGUUUAUUGCGUGGAUUCAUGUAAAAGCGUUGAGGGUUUUUGUUGAGUCUGUUUUGAGGUAUGGCUUGCCAGUGAACUUCCAAGCAAUGCUCCUUCAGCCCAAUAAGAAAACAAUGAAGAAACUAAGAGAAGUAUUAUAUGAAUUGUAUAAACAUCUAGAUAGCAGUGCAGCAGCUAUUAUUGAUGCUCCUAUGGAUAUUCCAGGCUUAAACCUGAGUCAACAGGAAUAUUACCCCUAUGUGUACUACAAGAUCGAUUGCAACUUGCUGGAAUUCAAGUAAAAUGAGCCCCCCAGAUAGCCCUGCCCUUGUGUCGGUGUCGGUGUUUGCUAACAGACAUAGAUUGUAGUUUGGCUGUACUUUUAACUCUCUCUUACCCCUUGCUUGCUUCUCACCCCCUUUCCUAGUCGCGUUCUCUCGUAGUGGUCCAUUUGUCAACAUUUUGUUUUUAAAAGGAAACUAUAUGUCUUGUUUCUUUUUAUUGAUCAGGUCUGUAAAUGUGUGCUAAAAAAAAAAAAUCAGAGUUUAUUUAUAAACAGAAUAGUUUAUUUAAAAAGAAGGUCUUACUUCAUCGAUAUUGUGGUAUGCAUUAAUUCCAUUUGUUACUGUUGUGACAGAAGCCUUGUGUACAAGGGAAUGGUGUAAACAGUUAUACCAUUUUGUUCACUGUAUUUAGUAGACAUAAUUGUUUAAUAGUUAUUGAAUCAUGAUGUAAAGAAAUGUGACAAUAUUCAGGUAUGUGCUUUCUGAAUGUUUCAAAUUACAAUCUGUGAGCACUAUUGACACCCACAGGAGAGAAUAAAAUUACCUGUGCAAAGGUGGAUUGUGGUGUGUGUAACUUCCAAAGAUUAUGGUUCAAGUUUGAAGAUUAUUUUUGAACACGUGAUGGGUAUUUACAUUUGGACACUAGACUUUCAGGUCUCUCAAUUAGGAGGUAGGGCCAAUUUUUGAAUAAAGUGUAGUAGAACUCUGCAGUUUUAGUCAUUUGUUUUGUCUAAGUAUUUUAC
This is a messenger RNA of Balaenoptera musculus (blue whale), 2153 nucleotides long. It is a transcript of the gene ATP6V1C1, whose product is annotated as ATPase H+ transporting V1 subunit C1. The transcript has 14 exons. NCBI's taxonomy places the organism in Eukaryota, Metazoa, Chordata, Mammalia, Artiodactyla, Balaenopteridae. The coding region runs from base 427 to 1428 and encodes 333 amino acids. The record is from RefSeq and is a predicted model, not a curated record. Gene Ontology annotation, molecular function: proton-transporting ATPase activity, rotational mechanism. Gene Ontology annotation, biological process: proton transmembrane transport. Gene Ontology annotation, cellular component: vacuolar proton-transporting V-type ATPase, V1 domain; lysosomal membrane.